GAUGCAAAAGCGUUAAAGAGUAUGCCUAGAAGUAGAACGUGUGGCUCGAGUUGGGCCUUAUUAGCUAUCAUAAGUGGACAAAAGAACAAACUCUUCCCCUCUUUUCUUUUGAAGAAAAUGCAAGGGAGAGCUUUAAUCACUGCUGAAUUCUCAGUUUGAUCAUAAAUGCCAGCCCUAACACACAUUGUUUUCGUUUUAGGGGAAUGAAAACGCUGAUGACCGAGUCGUACACGAUGCCACUCGAAAGAAAACGAUGGGAAUUGUUUAGCUUGAACGUACCGAAACCAUGGCAUGCUCCUCUUGAAAGUAAGAGCCUUUCAUUAUGAACUGCGGCCUAUUUGGCAUAAAAUUUCAAUGCGCGAGCGAAAGGAGACACACGCGCGUCCGCUGAGUCUCCUCGCGAGAGGCGAUCUCCCCGCGCACACUUUUGCGAGAAAAGCUGCCUUUGCCCACCUCGCAUAGUAAUUUUCUUCACUCUUUUCUCACUCUCUCAGACAAACGUAAACGAGUUAUAUUGAGUUGUGUAUCUAAAUAAACAUAGUCUCGACUUCAAGAUGCAUCGCCGUGUUCGCGCACCUUUAAAUCCCGAUUUACGUAGGCUAACAUGUUUAAAAUCAGUAUAAAGGACACCUGUUUCUGUACUUGAUAAGUAACUGAAUUUUUUUCCCCUUUUUUGCUCUCUUUGUGUAGGUCCCGGUCCAGGAGAGACAUUCCGAGUACCCCGGAUGUACAACACCGAAUACCAGUUCUACGGCAGCGAAAAGCCUGUCACAGUUUGACUGAACAUAAAGGCUAGUAGAAACGCGCGAUAUUGUUGUCUUUUUACGUGUACAUCUUACGAUGUGGAAAGGGAACAUCAGUACCUUUUUUUCGUUUUUAAAAAAUCUAUCCGAAUAUAAAUUUUUUCUGGCUGGUGGACAGGAAGUUGGGGCGAGGAUGUUGGUUUUGGG
Molecule: messenger RNA, 950 nt
Organism: Porites lobata
Lineage: Eukaryota; Metazoa; Cnidaria; Anthozoa; Scleractinia; Poritidae
Source: the annotation of a GenBank genome assembly